Messenger RNA from Sciurus carolinensis (gray squirrel), 1487 nucleotides. It is a transcript of the gene Ncs1, whose product is annotated as neuronal calcium sensor 1. The transcript has 8 exons. Lineage: Eukaryota; Metazoa; Chordata; Mammalia; Rodentia; Sciuridae. Bases 108 to 680 code for a protein of 190 amino acids. The record is from RefSeq and is a predicted model, not a curated record. Gene Ontology annotation, molecular function: calcium sensitive guanylate cyclase activator activity; calcium ion binding.
CCCGCCGGCCCCCCGCGCGCCCCGCCCCGGCCCGCGCCGGCCCGGCCGCUCCCGCUGGGCGCCCCGACCGGGUCCGGCCCGGGGGGCGGGGGCCGCGGCCGCCGAGGAUGGGGAAAUCCAACAGCAAGUUGAAGCCCGAAGUUGUGGAGGAGCUGACCAGGAAAACCUACUUCACCGAGAAGGAGGUGCAGCAGUGGUACAAGGGCUUCAUCAAGGACUGCCCCAGUGGGCAGCUGGACGCAGCCGGCUUCCAGAAGAUCUACAAGCAGUUCUUCCCGUUCGGAGACCCCACCAAGUUUGCCACGUUCGUUUUCAACGUCUUCGACGAGAACAAGGAUGGGCGCAUCGAGUUCUCUGAGUUCAUCCAGGCGCUGUCGGUGACCUCGAGGGGGACGCUGGACGAGAAGCUGAGGUGGGCCUUCAAGCUGUACGACUUGGACAACGACGGCUACAUCACCAGGAACGAGAUGCUGGACAUCGUGGACGCCAUUUACCAGAUGGUGGGGAACACGGUGGAGCUGCCCGAGGAGGAGAACACGCCGGAGAAGAGGGUGGACCGCAUCUUCGCCAUGAUGGACAAGAACGCGGACGGGAAGCUGACGCUGCAGGAGUUCCAGGAGGGCUCCAAGGCUGACCCGUCCAUCGUGCAGGCCCUGUCGCUCUACGACGGGCUGGUAUAGCGCUGCGGGCCCAGCGCCGAUGCCUGGGAUCCACUCUCCUUCGGGCGCGAGGCCUGCCCGGCCCGACUCCUCCCCUGUGCCCACCGCCUUCCUCUCCACCCACGCAGCCGGCUGCCCUUGAACUUGAGGCCAAGGCCCUCCUCGCCCGCCCCGCACCCACCUGCCGCCUGAAGCCACCGGCUCCAAUCGCCAACAACCUCUGCUUGUCCUAAAACAAAACAAAACAAAAUGAGGAAGGAAGGGAAACGUCUCUAGCCCUCUGCAAAACCACGGACUGCGCUGCGGGCGGCCUCGCGGCUGCGCCUCUUCUCCUGCGUCUGUGCUUUGUUUGUUUCUUUCAAACGGACAUUUUAAAAGAAAAAACCACUACCUUCGGUUCCAGAAGAUACUGACCGCUGGGGAGCAGGCCCGGGGCGCAGGGGACUCUGCUCUGCCUGGUCCCUGGGCGGCAGGCGGGGGCUGGCGGGCGCCUGCUCCAGAUCCUGGUCCUGCCCUGUCCUUGGGCGGCAGGCGCUCCGUGUGGCCGUGUGGCUGGAUGGUUCCUGAGGACGACGGUUGUUUUUUGUGAUAACAGUAUUGUGCUUCUCGUGGGGAGAGUGAGGUUUUUAUAUUCCUAGAUAGUCGAUACCUUUUAUUUAUUGGUCGUAACGUUGCUGCUGCCUCCCGCGUCCCGGGCUCCCGGGUCGCGGGACCUGUUUACACGUGCCCGCCCUCACCCGCCCGCCCGCUCGCUUGGGAGGAUGUGGCCUGCAGCGGCCCAGAAGCCAAAAAAAAUCUUUUUUUUUUUUUUUUUUUUUUUUUUUUUUU